This is a messenger RNA of Macrobrachium nipponense, 1969 nucleotides long. RefSeq names its product carotenoid isomerooxygenase-like. Gene Ontology annotation, molecular function: carotenoid dioxygenase activity; beta-carotene 15,15'-dioxygenase activity. Bases 150 to 1799 code for a protein of 549 amino acids. Lineage: Eukaryota; Metazoa; Arthropoda; Malacostraca; Decapoda; Palaemonidae. The record is from RefSeq and is a predicted model, not a curated record. The transcript is spliced from 12 exons. Gene Ontology annotation, biological process: retinal metabolic process; carotene catabolic process.
UUUCCCUGGAGUGCCUUGUUGGAGAUUUAUGUGCGCAGAUAGUACAGGGAUAUAGGAUGUACAUCUACAUAUAUAUAUAGAUCGCACAAACUGGCAGAUAUGUUACAAUCGUGGAGUCAGUCACCGGAGCUGCACUGAGAAUUGAAGCAAUGAGUCGUUUGUCCAAUGGUCGCCUUGGGAAAGAUCUUGGAGAGGUCACCCCAGAAGACUUUGCUAACGAUGGAAAGCCAUACCACAUGUGGUUCAGGAACUGUGAGUGUGAAACAACUGUACCUGUGGAUGGAAUUCUAUCAGGUACUAUACCUGAUUGGUUGAGUGGCAGGCUGACAAGGAACGGACCUGGACUGUACACGUAUGGUGAGACGAAGUACAAACACCUCUUUGAUGGCUUUGCAUAUUUGCAUCAGUUCAUUAUCAAGGGAGGACGUGUCACAUACCAGUCCAGGUUUCUGCAAAGCCACGACCACAAGAAGAACAGGCUGAGCAACCGCAUCGUUGUUACACAACUAGGAACAGUUGCCCACCCUGAUCCCUGCAAGACUCUUCUUCAGAGAUUCAUGAGCCUCUUCGAGAUAGAUUCCACGGAUAACUGCUCCGUUAAUGUCGUCCACAUGGGAGAUGAGCUUUAUGCCCUGACUGAGUCAGCUGUCAUGAGGAGGAUUGACCCGUCCACACUUGCCUGCAUUGGGGGAAAGACGAGAGUCAACGACAUUGUCACAGUGAACACCGUGACGGCUCACCCUCAUGUCGAACCCAACGGCACGGUCUACAACAUGGGGAGCUCCUUCACCAAUGGCAGUGGCCCUGCUUAUAACAUCAUCAAGUUUCCACCACCUCAAAUGCAGGAAGGAAGAAAAGUGUCGUCUGUGGAACAAGCGAGUAUCGUAGCCACAAUACCCUGCCAGUGGAAGCUUCAUCCAUCUUACUACCACUCGUUCGGGAUGACGGAACAUUACUUCGUCUUCGUGGAGAUGCCGCUGGUUGUCAGCAUAGGCAAGCUCAUCUACAAUCACGUCGCCAGAGAAACUAUCCUUGAAGCCUUCCAGUGGUACCCAGAAGAAAAGACCAUCUUCCGGGUCGUCGAUCGUAGCACAGGAAAGCUGGUCAGCACAAGGUAUACGACGGAGGCGUUCGUGAUCUUCCAUCACACGAACGCUUACGAAAAGGACGGUCAUCUAGUCAUCGAUCUCGCCGCGACUAGCGAUGGAGAGAUAAUAACGAAGGCGAUGUCUGAAAAUGGCCUUUCGAAGGACAGUCCCAUUUUGGGGACACACCGGAGAUUCAUUCUUCCACUCGAUGUUGAGAGCUCACCUGUGGACGUUAAUUUAGUGACCCUUCCAGGAAGCAAGUGCAGGGCCACUAAGAAGGCCAAUGGCGUCGUCGAGGUCGAAGGACACGAAAUCUCCACUCAGCCUUUCGAGCUGCAGAGGAUCAACUACAAAUACAACGCCAGAGAAUAUCGCUUCGCCUACGGGGUCGGGAUCAGCAAUGUAAACAAUACCCACGACAAGCUCGUUAAAAUGGAUGUAGAGACGGGUCAGGUGCGAAUAUGGUUUGAGAGGAACAAAUUCGUGAGCGAACCCAUCUUCGUGUCGGCCCCUGGAACAAAUGAGGAAGACGGAGGUGUCGUUCUUUCGUCACUCCUGGAUCAGACUGACCCCAAGCUAGUAUCAUUACUGGUUCUGGACGCUCAAUCGUGGACAGAGAUGGGACGUGUGGAUUUCAAAGCGAAGGGAACGGUCACGCCCACCUUCCAUGGGCAGUUUGCUGGUGACGGGGAGGAAGUGCACAUGUACUGACAUACACGUGUGCGUCGACAUCUUCUGUGUGUUUAUAUUAGCCUUCUCUUCAAUGUCUGAUGGCAUUUUCUCUUUAUUUAUUAUUAGGAGUUUAGUAAAUUUUGUGCUAACCUCUUCUGUAGGUUGUUUUAAGGGUAUAUAUAUGAUUGCAUAUAAACAUGCACACACAU